Messenger RNA from Liolophura sinensis, 2125 nucleotides. Its product is annotated as glycine N-acyltransferase-like protein 3. Gene Ontology annotation, cellular component: mitochondrion. The record is from RefSeq and is a predicted model, not a curated record. The transcript has 5 exons. NCBI's taxonomy places the organism in Eukaryota, Metazoa, Mollusca, Polyplacophora, Chitonida, Chitonidae. Gene Ontology annotation, molecular function: glycine N-acyltransferase activity. The coding region runs from base 1 to 867 and encodes 288 amino acids.
AUGGCGAAACGUUUGGACAAGGACGAGCUUCCGCAGCUGGCCGGUUUCCUAUCAGGACAUCUGCCUGAGGCUUUUAAGUUACAUGGAGCGCUGUUGAAUGUAAUAGAUGGUAAAAUACGUCAGGAGUUCUGGGUAGACACGUGGCCGGACCCAAAGGCCGUCGUGGCUACACCCGUAAUGGAGAUCGAGUACAUCUCAAACGUGUACAAUAUAUUUGCGGUCAGCCAAUCAGCAUUAACGAACCUGCUGGAAGAGGAUGGCGUAAUGACUUGGGAGAAUCCAGUUGUCUUUGCAGCUGUUGCUGAAGACUACUUUCCCACAUUAGUCGAAGUGGCGAGCAGGCAUGACUGGUAUUUUGACACAAGUAACCCAUACUGGGGAGAUCUCUAUUACUUGGAUAAGAAACAUCUAGAUAUUGGAGAUUUGCCCGAGGGCAUGCGCGUGCGUGACUUAUCCCCGGAGAAUGCGUGUUUGGUGAACGACUCUUGGAAAUUCAACUCUGGCGGGGGUUCAGUCAGCUAUAUAGAAUCGUGUAUUGAGAGAUACCCUAGCAUUGGUCUGUUUGACGCCAAAAAUCAACCGGUUGGUUUUGAACUGAUGACACAUUGCGGUUUGAUGGGAAGCCUUUACGUCAUGCCUGAACACAGGAGGAAAGGCUACGCAAAAUACAUUACUUCCGCUCUGGCGCAAAAGUGCUUCGAUAAAAGAAGAACGCCAUUUGUGAUUCUGGAACAAUGCAAUGAAUCCUCGAUUUUGUUUCACGAAAAGUUGGGAUUCAGGAAAGCGUCAUGUGGUCGUGUAGCUUGGAUGAAAAUGGAAAGAAAAGGCUGUGGAUCUGUAGAAACAUCCAACAAAUGCUGCACGUGAUGCAGAUGAUAGCUGAUAAUAAGGGUGUUGGGGUUUUCAGACAAGAUGGGGAAUGGAUUUGUCGGACUUGAUGGGGAAAAGAAACUAUCAGACAGGAUCGAAAAUGGAUUUGUCCGAUGGGAUGGGUGGAAAAAGUACCAGACAGGAUCGAAAAUGGAUUUGUCAGACUGGAUGGGGGAAUAAACUGUCAGAGAGGAUAGAAAAUGAAAUUGUCAGACAUGAUGAGGGACGAAAUUAUCAGACAGGAUGGGGGACGAAACCGAAAGUCAGGAUGGGAAAUCAGGCAAGAUGAAACUUAAUUUGUCACACAGGAUUGGAAAUUAAGCUGUCAGAAAACCAAAAAACAGAAAAAUGAGAUUUAGCUGCUAUCGCAUCUUCCUGUCAACAAGGUUGAUACUUGCUAUAGGCAUAGAAAUCACCCUUUCUUUACUGUAGGCCUACAUAUAACAGCGUGCAGAAACCCACUCUUUCGACAGCCAAUGGAUUUACCACCAGAGCAUUUUCAGCCAAUCAUUGAUCGUCCCUUAUAAGUGUGCAUUUCCUUGUUUCGAAGCAAAUGUUAGUACAUUCGGAUCCGAUUUAUCCCUUGACACAACAUUAUACAACAGCAAUGAACAGUGCUAUGAACGGUAAUCGAUGUGAUUUUAUUUUAACAAACUGGAAGUGGAGGGUCACUGCGCACCAGGUAAUACCGGUGAUGGCGAAAGAGGUCGAACAGCCGAUCGAUGUAGCCUAUGUUGUUAUUGUUUUGCCACUAUUUUCCAUCAAGCCUAUUUUGCCACAAAAUAACCAUCCCACCGAUGAUUUUUAACACGUUCAUGUGCAGGAGUUAUUUUUGCGCUAGCACUUCUGCAUCUAGUGUGAAAUGAAGAUAUUCCAUAUACGGCAUACUUCUUUCUUUUGAACUCCUGUCAGUGUCAUUAACUCCGGUGGAAUAUGAUUGUAGCAUGAAUCAUGUAUAUUAAUGAAGGAAAGUUUAGGGCAUUGAAGAGUUAAUAUGACUCAGUAAAUCAUGGCAGAUGAUGUCGGGCAUCGCUAGCGUGAUGAAAUGAAGAUUUUUUAUUGUGGAUGCCGCGAUACAUUACAAAUACCAUAUACAUAGCAUUCACCUAUACACAACGGCCGCACGGCGGUAGUCGAGACCCGGGUUCAAGUCUGAAUAUGAUCAUACUCAGACCUUUGAAACUGCAAACGGUUGGUACUUGGUGCGCUACUUGGUAUUCACACAGAGAGAAAGACCAAGAUAUGUGUUUAGAAC